Phytophthora sojae is the source of this 1987-nucleotide messenger RNA. RefSeq lists its product as hypothetical. Gene Ontology annotation, molecular function: protein serine/threonine phosphatase activity. The coding region runs from base 177 to 1751 and encodes 524 amino acids. NCBI's taxonomy places the organism in Eukaryota, Oomycota, Peronosporomycetes, Peronosporales, Peronosporaceae. The transcript has 2 exons. Gene Ontology annotation, biological process: protein dephosphorylation. Gene Ontology annotation, cellular component: cytosol; nucleus. The record is from RefSeq and is a predicted model, not a curated record.
GCCUGGCAGACCUACUGGAGUCGAUUGUUGGAGCAUUAGUGGGGUGAUAGACAGCGCCACACCCCGCACACCACUCAGCCCCGGGGUGACCACUUUCUCAAUCCGGGUCGUUUCGCGUCCCAUCUCGGCGUUGCCGACCGACCCGCCUCAUUCCCACACACUCACACACAGACGCGAUGGCUCCUGCCGACGUCCUGGUGGCCUCUCCCGUGAACGGCAUGGUGGGGCUCGAGAUGUGCUCUGCCACGCCGCCCGACAGCUGCAAGUCGCCGCACGCGCGCUCGCCGCGCCUGCUGCAGCGCGCGGGCAUGCUCGCGCUCGAGCAGAUCGCCGCAGACGAGACGCAGCCGCCCCAAGCAGCGGAGACCGAAGCGCAGUCAGCGGAGACCGUGGACGCUACGUCGUCCCCGACGCCCACCGCGGCCAAGCGCAAGCGCCACUCACUGUCGCCCACCACCUCCGCAGGUGCACUGGACUGCGAAGGCCCCGAGACCAGCCCGGAUGAGCUUGAGGACUCGCAGCCGUCGCAGCCGCCGCCAGAGGAGGAGCAGGUGAAGCCGCCCACGCCCCCGAUCAAGCGCUUCGUGGCCAAGAGCAGAGACCGCAAGCGCCGCAAAGUGGACGUCAUCGAGACCGCGCUCAAGCGCUUCCACGAAGAGGAGACCAAGACCCCGCGCUGCUCCGAGUUCACGACCAUCUGCCACCCGAAGUACAGCCUCAGCAGGAACAGGAAUCGGAGACGAGAGGCCGCCAAGAUGCGCGUGCAGGUCGGCGUGUCCCUCGCACAAGGCGCGCGCCCGUACAUGGAAGAUCGCUACUCGGUGGUUGAGCGUCUGCUGGACACCGAGGAAGACGCAGAAACGUCGCCCUGCCUGCUGGCGGUGUACGACGGCCACAAUGGUGCGUACGCGUCCGAGUACGCGCGUCGUCGGUUUAAGGACCUGCUCGGCGAGAAUGAAGACCUGACGGAGAUCAGCCGCCGCGCACAAUACGCGGAGCUGGCCGACGACGACGUGGAGAAAGUCCGUGAGCUGCUGGUCGACGCGUUCGCGACCGUGGACGAGGAGAUCCUGCAGCGCACCGUCAUUUUGAACAAGCGUGACGGCUCGACGGUGCUGCUCGGACUUUUGGUGGGCGGUAAGCUUUUCGUUGCGAAUCUAGGUGACUCGCGCGGUGUGCUGGCCCACGCCGAUGAUAACAGUGAGGCGAGCGACGACGACGAAGACGACGAGGUGGUGGCAAGUGCCGUGCGCUUGUCAGUGGAUCACAAGCCAGACCUCAAGGAGGAGACUGAGCGCGUGGAAGAGGCGGGAGGCAAAGUCAUCUUCUCGGGCUGCUGGCGCGUGGCACACGACCAGAUUCCGCUUCGCCUGGCAAUCAGCCGAUCGCUGGGUGACCACCCGCUCAAGACCAAUCUACCAGCAUCCUGCUCAGCCCCGCUGGUGUCGGUGGUCCCAGAUGUUCGUGUAGUCAAUGUGGAAGCAGCGGGUGAGUAUCUCGUGUUUGCCAGCGACGGUCUGUGGGACCGUUUGAGUGACGACGAUGCCGCCAAGAUUGUUCGUUCCAAGGUGGCGGAGUUCCACUGGGCCGAGGAGCCCACGAGCGCCGAGGAUGUGACGAAAGAGGCGCUGCAGUUCGCCGCCAACGCGCUCGUGGAGGCGGCUCUGCUCAAGCGCAGCAUGGACAACAUCACGGCCAUGGUCAUCUCGUUCUCGGAGCAGCCCGAAGACGAGGAGGAAACUAACGCAUAAGCACACCCAGAAAAACCAGAAGCUUGAAAAGCAAUCUUCGUCAGUCACAGCGCUGGCUUGUCGAGAUAUAAUAGAGAUCCGCCUCUGUACGGUGGUGGAGUAGUUUUCAGAAACCCAUAUUCCUCUAGCUUUUCCCGCUCUAAACAACAAUGUAGAAGUAGUAACACAAUAAUCAUCAAACGACUGCUGCCGCCGAGCCUUUCAACUCAGCCUCUUCUGUUGGCGAGCAGUCAUUC